This is a messenger RNA of Entelurus aequoreus (snake pipefish), 1428 nucleotides long. RefSeq names its product synaptoporin b (gene synprb). Lineage: Eukaryota; Metazoa; Chordata; Actinopteri; Syngnathiformes; Syngnathidae. The record is from RefSeq and is a predicted model, not a curated record. Gene Ontology annotation, cellular component: synaptic vesicle; synaptic vesicle membrane. The transcript has 5 exons. Bases 1 to 891 code for a protein of 296 amino acids.
AUGUGUAUGGUCAUAUUUUCCCCGAUUUUUGCCAUUUGUGCGUUUGCAACAUGUGGAGGCUACUUUGGGCACCUCCAGGUUAAAGUGGACUGUGCAGCGAGUCGGCCGAGUAACAAGAGCAUCAUCAUUGAUUUUGGUUAUCCCUUCAGGUUGCAACAAGUGCACUUCAAGGCCCCCUUAUGUGACACAAAGAGACAAGAGAUUCUCUUCCUGAAUGGCGACUAUUCCUCAGCUGCUCAGUUUUUUGUCACAGUGGGCGUGAUCACGUUUCUCUACUCCCUUAUGGCGACCGUGGUCUGCGUCUUCUACCAGAACAAAUACUUGAAGAACAACAGAGGCCCAUUUGUGGACUUUGUGGUGACGGUGAUUUUCUCCCUGGUGUGGCUGGUCAGCACUUGCUUUUGGGCUAAAGCUUUGACUGACAUCAAAACAGCCACAGAGCCCACCGAGGUGCUGCUGCUCAUCUCUGCCUGCUCGGCUCAGGAGAACAAAUGCACAGCUGCCCAGGAGCCUCUCUGGUCCCGUCUCAACGCGUCUGUGGUUUUUGGUUUCGUCAAUGUCGUCCUGUGGGUAGGAAACAUUUGGUUUGUCUUCAAAGAGACGGGCUGGUACAAGAUGGGCCAGCGUUACCCCACCAGGAGCUCCUCUGGCAAACGGGAAAUGCGGCAGCGACUCUACAGCGAGAGCAGCUUUGAGCAGAGUUUUGACGACAGUUUCAGUGCACAGCUAUCCAGGCAAAACAGCUUCAAUCAGUCCAAGGGCCAACAGAUGUACCGACAAGGCAGUUUCAACCAAUCACAAGCGAGUUAUGGCCUCCAGCAGACGUACCUAGGCCAGCCGGCCAACAAAGGGAGCCCCAAGGUCCCCGUGAUAAUCAUUAAUGACAAGUGAUUUGACGUGGUACAGUAUUUAUUACGUCAUUGGAUAGUUGGUGUUGAAGUACUUGAGUUAUCUUUGACAAAUUAUUUGAAUGUUUCUCCUGGGUGGUGUUGUUUUAUAGAUAACAUUUUAUAACUAGAACAUGCAAUUCCAGUUCACACCUGAAAUGCUAGCAGUUAGCAUGCUGGCCAGAUAGCAUCAAGUAACAAAAUAUUUGACUAGUAACAAAAUAUUUUUAAACUCGCCAAAUUAGCUAAAAUGCUAGCAUCCUAAUGUUAUCAUACUAACAGUAUACAUCAAGUAACACAAUAUUUUACUGUGUGGUGUAUACCUGAAAAAAAUAGCUAAAAAUCUAUCAUCCCAAUGUUAGCAUCCUAACCAUGAAUUGAUUAACGUGGACCCCGAUUUAAACAAGUUGAAAAACGUAUUCGGGGGUUACCAUUUAGUGGUCAAUUGUACGGAAUAUAUACUGUACUGUGCACUCUACUAAUAAAAGUUUCAAUCAACAUGUUGACAUUAGAAUGCUAACAGUUAACAUGUGCGAAGUAA